CGAAGGCCUUUCAACACGCUCUGCAAGCUGCCCGUCUGCCAUCGAGCCUAUUCAUGCUGUGGCCCUGAUUUCUCUCAUUGUCCACAGACCUUUAUUUAACCAUACAUCUGUUACUUCUAUCUUUAUUAUUCUUCUAUCUUCACAGAACUAUUUCUGAGUUUCCUUAUCUUGGAAUAGGGUCUGUGACACAUCAGACAUUAUAUUAAGGCUCGUCCAGAAUCCAGCCAGACUGUGAGUGAGAUCAAUCCCUUUUAUAACCUCAUAUCGUCAAACCUGUCUUAAUAUUGGAGUCUGAAUCAGUCCCCUCUGUACCUCUCUUGACGAAAUUCCCCAGCAAGGUAUGUGUACCCCUCAGGCUAGGGCUUUUCCUCCCCACGUCUAAGUUGUCCUUAGGGUCCGCCGGACAAAAUGACUUACUCCAUCGACGGGGUUAUGGCAGAGACCUUAAGCCACCUUAACCGCAUUUCGUGCCAUUUCCGGAAGCAUGGGCAGUACAAAUCUGCCAACGAGCUCGGAAAGCUAAGCAUCAUGAUUGUCAAUGCAUUCUCCGAGGGCCUUGAGAAUAUCCCUGCUAGCGAGUAUGCACUGGACCAAUUGAACGAUGGCAGUUUGAAUGCCAGAGCUCAGCCUCUUGCUGCCCAAAACACGAUUCAGAAGCAAGCCGUCGCCGCUCUUAUGAACGAGGUGGAGAAGGAGAAUAGGGAGGGCGUUAGCUAUAAUGGUCAGGACAAUGCGUUGCAGAGAAUCCAGCUGCAUGGUGGACAGCCCCCGUCUGGAAGCUGGGCUCAGGUCGCCGGUUCGGUCACUCAGUAUAUGCAGCCUAUGCCGAUGAACGCGCUUUCUUUGUCCAAACAGAGCCAGAACAGCGAUGAUGAGGAGGCUGAAUAUCAGAUGCCACUUUCAGGAGUUGCACUUCCUUCCCUGUCCCCGGAGCUCCCGGAGGCAAAGGCCGGCAUUGUUCGAAUUCAUGGAAAGAUAUCCAAGGAUAUCAUCCAAUUCAUCACUACCCGGAUCCAUGAGGGACCAUUGCAGGAUAUUCGCAUUGAGUCCAACGACAGGACCCGCAUUACCUUUCAGCAUAUAUCUCAAGCCUUGGUGUUUUUGAAGUCCAACCAGGAUAUGGAGCAGAUGCUGGGAUUUGGACGUUUUGGCAACGGAUAUCGCGUUGAACUGGCCGAGAUCGUCGAUUGGAACGAAGACCAUCGUCGCAUGAACCAGCCUGUCCGCGAGCGUCGCCGUCUCUCCUUUGCGAGAAAGAGACUGUUUGCCGACAACAUGUCUCCAGAGAAAUGGAAAUCGGACAUUCGCACUCUGGCCGGACCAGGAAACAUUGAUUUCCUGUGGGUCUUCAACUCUGGUAACGCGACUGCCGUCUUCACGAGCACCAUUGUUGCUCGCAAAGUUUUGGAAGUUUUCAACAAGUGGAAGAAUGGCCGAAACGUCUACAACGGAGUUUCCGUGACCUUUUCCUCGGAUCCCUGCGAAAAGGAGUUGGUCUUGGUCAAGGAGACGACCCGUCCGGCCAUUGCCAAGAAUUUGGCAAAGAGGUCCAUCCGUUGA
Aspergillus wentii DTO 134E9 is the source of this 1560-nucleotide messenger RNA. RefSeq lists its product as uncharacterized. Lineage: Eukaryota; Fungi; Ascomycota; Eurotiomycetes; Eurotiales; Aspergillaceae. The transcript is spliced from 4 exons. Bases 409 to 1560 code for a protein of 383 amino acids. The record is from RefSeq and is a predicted model, not a curated record.